AUGGCCGUUGUCGGUCUCACCGGGGGUAUCGCAACGGGCAAAUCAACUGUGUCCACCCUCUUCAAGUCCCGGCAGAUACCCGUCAUCGACGCGGACGUCCUCGCACGGGAAGUAGUGCAACCAGGAGCAAAAGGGCUCACACAAAUCGUCGCAUGCUUUGGCUCUGAAGUGCUGUUCCCAGAUGGCACCCUCGACAGAAAGAAACUCGGUGCCAUUAUCUUCAAUAACGAGGUGAAGCGGAAGAAAUUGAAUUCCAUCAUCCAUCCUGCUGUUUCGCGCGCCAUUCUCUGGAAUGUGUUUUUGUGCUGGUUGAGAGGAGAGAAACUAUGUGUUGUGGACGUCCCUCUUCUGAUAGAAGGAGGGCUGUGGAAAUGGAUGGGGAAAGUGGUCGUGGUGUAUUGUUCAGCAGACAUUCAGCUGCAGAGGCUCAUGACGCGCGACAAUUCGUCUCGCGAAGAUGCUUCAGCACGCCUUAAUUCGCAGCUUCCUAUAGCGCAGAAAGUAGAGUAUGCCGAUAUCGUCCUUGAUAAUUCUGGCACCGUGCAGGAUCUGGAACAGCAAGUUCGUUUGUGUCUUAUGAAGCUAGAACGGAUAGCUGGGUGGUCGUGGAGGCUCAGUUGGCUUUUCCCUCCAUUUGCUAUAGUUUCUAUGCUAUGGACAUUGGGAUGGAGGUCUGUGAAACGAUCACGACGCCAGAGUCGGGGGCCAUUCAAGGGAAUUUAG
Messenger RNA from Suillus plorans, 723 nucleotides. RefSeq names its product dephospho-CoA kinase-domain-containing protein. The transcript has 3 exons. The record is from RefSeq and is a predicted model, not a curated record. NCBI's taxonomy places the organism in Eukaryota, Fungi, Basidiomycota, Agaricomycetes, Boletales, Suillaceae. The coding region runs from base 1 to 723 and encodes 240 amino acids. Gene Ontology annotation, biological process: coenzyme A biosynthetic process. Gene Ontology annotation, molecular function: ATP binding; dephospho-CoA kinase activity.